Messenger RNA from Macrosiphum euphorbiae (potato aphid), 309 nucleotides. NCBI's taxonomy places the organism in Eukaryota, Metazoa, Arthropoda, Insecta, Hemiptera, Aphididae. The record is from the annotation of a GenBank genome assembly.
AUGGAAGAAUCAAGAAACACAACUAUUCAAGAAAGAGCUGACAUUUUUGUACAAAAAUCUUUAAAAAAUGUGUUCCCUAUGCUUUUUAAACUUUUUCGUCUGUUUUUCACGAUUCCAAUGAACUCGGCAUCUUGUGAGAGGUCUUUUUCGUGCUUGCGACGGUUAAAAACAUACACCAGAAACAAGAUUGGCCAGGAGAGGUUGUCCUCGUUAGCACUUUUGGCUAUUGAAAGAAGUAUUGAAGUAAACAUUUCCAAAGUAAUCGACGACUUUAAUUUAAGCCAGAAGAGAAGACUUAAUUUUGUGUAA